AUGAAUCCACUCAACGCCCUCAGCCAAGCGUUUCCGCCAAAACCACACUUCACAGAGUCUUCAGUGCCUGAUUUGACUGGCCGUGUCGCCCUCGUGACGGGCGCCAACACGGGCGUCGGCCGUGAGGUUGCACAGGUCCUCUACAGUAAGAACGCCACUGUCUGGGUCGCCAGUCGCAGUGAGGAAAAAGGUCGGGCCGCUCUCGAGACUAUCAAGCAGCAGCAUCCGUCGUCCAGCGGCGUGUUGAAGCUGCUCAAGCUUGACCUUGCCGACUUGACCACUAUUGGUGCCUCGGCAAAGCAGUUCCUCGAAGCUGAGAGCAGGCUUGAUUUCCUGUUUAAUAAUGCAGGCGUCAUGACGCCCCCUGAGGGCUCAAAGACGAAGCAAGGAUAUGAGCUUCAGCUGGGGACGAAUUGCGUUGGCCACUUUCUCUUUACCAAGCACCUCACACCUCUUCUUCAGGCGACAGCCAAGACAGCGCCGAAAGACUCUGUCCGUGUCAUUUGGGUGUCUAGCUCAGCUGCCGAUGCAUUUUCACCCACAAACGGCUUUGACCCCGAUAACCUCGAUUACAACAAGCCGCGCACGAUCAUGCACAAGUAUGGUGUGAGCAAGGCUGGCAAUUAUUACCAUAAUGCGGAGUUUGCAAGGAGGUAUAAAGAAGAUGGGAUUGUGAGCGUGGCGCUCAACCCCGGUAACUUACACAGCGAGCUUGACCGUACCUCAGCCUGGUGGUUGUACUACCCUCGAGUCAUAACUUGCUACCCUCCUAUUAAUGGAGCUUACACUGAGCUCUUUGCUGCAUUUUCCCCUGAUAUCACAAUCGAAAAAUCAGGAAUCUGGGUUGUCCCUUGGGGCCGAUUCAUGCCCAUCCGUCCAGACUUACAGGCUGGUGCCUUACUGGAGUCCGAGGGCGGAACAGGAAUGGCAGAGAAGUUUUGGCUGUGGUCGGAAGAACAGGUAAAGCCAUACCUGUAA
Fusarium vanettenii 77-13-4 is the source of this 978-nucleotide messenger RNA. RefSeq lists its product as uncharacterized. Bases 1 to 978 code for a protein of 325 amino acids. The transcript is spliced from 3 exons. The record is from RefSeq and is a predicted model, not a curated record. NCBI's taxonomy places the organism in Eukaryota, Fungi, Ascomycota, Sordariomycetes, Hypocreales, Nectriaceae.